Messenger RNA from Fusarium oxysporum Fo47, 3249 nucleotides. Its product is annotated as ATP-dependent RNA helicase domain-containing protein. The record is from RefSeq and is a predicted model, not a curated record. NCBI's taxonomy places the organism in Eukaryota, Fungi, Ascomycota, Sordariomycetes, Hypocreales, Nectriaceae. The coding region runs from base 1 to 3249 and encodes 1082 amino acids. The transcript is spliced from 4 exons. Gene Ontology annotation, molecular function: nucleic acid binding; ATP binding.
AUGUCAUCCAAAACGCCAUGUACAAUUACCUACAAGAAGCCUGGGACUUUACCUCCUGUCUUUCUUGCAGGCUCCUUCACUGAUCCACAAUGGCAACUUCAAGAGAUGGAAUACACUACUGGCCAAAACGGAGACCAUAUUUUUCGGUCUGAAGUUAUGCUAGAACCUGAUCAGGAUUACCAAUUCAAGCUCCGCAUAGGUCAUGACAAUUGGGCUCUAGCCGAGAACUAUCCUACUGCAACCGAUGAUUCCGGAAAUCAGAACAAUGUUAUACGCGCACCUGAAAAGCCAGCUGAAGAGCAGAUCGCACCAGCCGGCGUCGAUACGCCAGCGAUCAAUUUGAACCCUGCCAGUCAGCUCCCUUCGACAUCUACAGAAGCAGAAUCCGUCGCCGAGAACGCGGAAGAUUUCAAGGUUCCAUUAUUUGCACACGAGUCACUAGGUAACGAUGUUGAAGAAGAAACCGAGGACAACAAGAUACCAUUGUUGGCGCAUGAAACCCUGGGCGAUGAGUCCAAGGAGGAAGACGAAGCAGAGGCCUUCAAGGCACCUCUUUUGGCCCACGAAACGCUCGGAAACGAUGCGAAGGAGGACUCUGAAGAAAUGAAAAUGCCACUGUUUGCACACGAGUGUCUUGGUGCUUAUGAUUUUGGAGAAGAGCCAGACUCAGCUCCGAUCGCAGUCAAUAGCCCAGGUCAAAGUUCAAGAGCCAAAUCGAAGCACGACGAAUCUUCCGACAUCGACGUCAACGACCCUACACUCGAGACCUUCCCUUCCGAUCGCGGCUCGAUCCUUGAUGCCAUUCGGACCAUUCAGACUCACCUUGGAGAAGAUCAGACCCAUCUCGAGGACAUUCCUCUGUCACCUCGUGUAAUCACAUCUAGAAGGACUAGUCUGGAUUCUAACGAUGACUUGUGUUUGUCGCCCGCGUCUUUGAGUCCUACCGUUACUAGGAGACGAGACAGCAGACCUUCUCAUAGUUUCGGACGAACUCGUUCCUUAGUAUCUCUAGGCUCGAUCGAAGAGGAGCCCAAACCUGCUUCGAGCAAGCAAUCCGCAGGCCCUGCCGUUGUAUCUCUACCGAAUCCCAACUCCAAGAGCAAGCCGGUCGGGCAGAAGUCACCCCCUAGUGAGGAAGACGAAGCUGUCGUAAUGAAGACCUCAGAGGUAAAACCCAGUACGAAGACCAAUGGCGAGUCAGCAUCUCAAGUUGAAAGUUAUGAGGCCCAGAAUACCCAACACGAUAAGGCCUCCAGCGCCACCACGGCUGCAGAUCCCCCAGCUGCAAUCUCUCAAGCGAUCGACAGCCCAUCUAACGAUACGCCAUCGAUCGGUAAAUCUGUGCAAAAUGAAUCGUCCGGAAUCCCUGAGUCCGAAGCAGUUCAAUCCUCAAAAGAGCCACAACCAACACCAGAUCCAAUUAUCGACAAUAAAACCAAGAACACGGCGGCUUCAGGGGACCCUUCUCGAGCCCCGCCACGUGGCAGUGUUGUGCCUUUGGAUAAACAGCAACUCCAACGCCUGGCUUCGCAACAUUUCAAGCCUCGCCCCUCGCGCAUGGUUCUCUCAGAUCGAGUUGAUCGACCACCUCCGUCUCGCGAUGAUCGGCGCCAACGUCGUGAAGCCCCAGGUCCUUUUGGAGGAAUGAACAAGAAAUAUGCCAAUAUUGAUCCUGCCCGGAGAGCCGGUCCGCAUCGUGCGAUAGGAGGAAAAGAUGGCAAUGGAGGAAAGACAAGAGAGAGGGAAAACAGGAGAGGAGGACCAAGAGACGGAGACGAUCGAAAAGCGCUCAAGAUGCAGAGGGCUCUGGCUACAGUCUCGUACGGAAAGCGAACAGUGAUGAAAGAAAGCAUGACCGACUACGAAACAUUCGACAACUUUGAUCUCAUCCCCACCCUUCAAGUCGCCGUCAACGAAGAGCUCUUUAAGGGCAUGACAGAUAUCAAGCCAACCCCUGUGCAGCGACUAGCGAUUCCAGCUUUGCUUGGACAAAGAAGUCCGGACGACUUGAAAAGACCAACAGAAGAGAUGAGGUCAUUCUUAUUAGCGGCAGAGACUGGUUCCGGGAAGACAUUGGCCUAUCUGUUGCCGGCUAUCGAUGCUCUCAAGACUGCCGAAGCAGAGGACCCUGAGCUAAAGGCCUACCGUGAACGAUGGGAACUCGAGAAGCAACGGCAAUUAGAGGGCCAUUCCAAGGGCAAGCCAUUCGACGAGCCGCAUCCUACCAUGGCUCGUCCCAAGGUUGUCGUCCUUGUGCCCACAGCAGAACUUGCGCACCAGGUCACAAAGGUAUCCAAAGCUCUGUCACACGUUGCCAAGUUCAAGACAGAACUCCUCUCUUCGGACUUGAAACCCCAGCAGAUUCAGCGUAACCUGUACGGGCCUAGGGGAGUUGAUGUCAUCGUCUCGACACCUCAUCUCCUCGCAUCGAUUGCUGAUUCAGAUCCCAACAUCCUCUCCCGCGUAUCUCAUCUAAUCGUCGACGAGGCAGACUCUCUUUUCGACCGAAGUUUUGCUCCAGUCACCACCAGUAUUGUGGAGCGAGCGCUGCCCUCCAUGAAACAGUUUGUCUGCUGUUCAGCCACGAUUCCCCGAAAACUCAACAACUUCCUCGCCACCAACUACCCCAAGAUGGUCCGAAUCACCACACCCAACCUCCACGCUAUCCCCCGACGUGUCCAAUUAGGUGUUGUUGACGUCUCGAGAGAACCCUACCGCAACAGGAAGGAUCUCGCCUGUGCCGAUGCUAUCUACUCCAUCGGCCGUGAGUCUGCCAGUCACGAGGGACCAGUAAAGGGCGAAGUUGAUGUUCGCCGCAUAAUGGUUUUCGUCAACGAGCGGGAAAAGACCGAGGAAUUGGCGAACUACCUCAGAGAGAAGGGAAUCAAUGCCGAGGCUCUCCAUAGAGAUACACCUGAGAAGCGCCACGGCGAGGUUCUGGAGACUUUUACGUCUCCCGCGCCUCUUAGAAUCCCAACACCGUCAAUUGCCUCCAAGGCUCGAUCACUGGCCAACGUGAGAGUCCUGGUCGUUACAGACUUGGCCUCAAGGGGUAUCGAUACCCUUGCAGUCCGUCAUGUGAUUCUAUAUGAUGUGCCUCACACAACCAUUGACUUUAUCCACCGACUUGGUCGUGCCGGACGAAUGGGUCGACGUGGUCGUGGUAUUGUGCUUGUUGGUAACGACGAUAGGAAGGAUGUUGUCGCAGAGGUCAAGAACAGCAUGUUCAGAGGACAGGCCCUGAUUUAA